Molecule: messenger RNA, 3258 nt
Organism: Dovyalis caffra
Lineage: Eukaryota; Viridiplantae; Streptophyta; Magnoliopsida; Malpighiales; Salicaceae
Source: the annotation of a GenBank genome assembly
AUGGAAGUGAGUUCAGGUUUGGUGGCCGGCUCUCACAAUAGGAAUGAACUUGUUGUUAUCCCCCGCGAUGGAGAAUCUGCUCCAAGAUCGUUAGAGAGAGUGAGCAGGAAAAUAUGCCACAUAUGUGGAGAUGACGUGGGGCUAACGGUAGACGGAGAGCUUUUUGUGGCCUGCAAUGAGUGUGCCUUCCCCAUUUGUAGAACUUGUUAUGAGUAUGAGCGUAGAGAAGGAAAUCAAGUCUGCCCUCAAUGCAAGACUAGAUUCAAGCGUCUCAAAGGAUGUGCCAGAGUCGAUGGGGAUGAAGAAGAAGAUGACAUUGAUGAUUUGGAAAAUGAGUUCAAUUUCGAUGGAAAGAGUAGCAACAGACUUGAUAUGCAGCACCAUGGUGGUCUUGGAAGACCUGAAUCUAUGCUUUACUAUGAUCCUGAUCUGCCUCGUGACAUUCAUCAUCCUUUGCCCCAAGUCCCUCUCCUUACUAAUGGUCAAAUGGUUGAUGAAAUUCCUCCUGAACAUCAUGCUUUGGUCCCUUCAUACAUGGCUCCUGUUGGUGGCGGCGGAAAAAGGAUCCACCCCCUCCCCUUUUCAGAUUCUGCCCCUCCCGUGCAACCAAGAUCCAUGGAUCCUUCCAAGGACUUGGCUGCUUAUGGUUAUGGAAGUAUCGCUUGGAAGGAGAGGAUGGAGAGCUGGAAGCAAAAACAGGACAAACUGCAGAUGAUGAAGAGUGAAAAUGGGGAUUAUGAUGGUGAUGACCCCGAUCUUCCAUUAAUGGAUGAAGCAAGACAACCACUGUCACGGAAAAUGCCUAUUCCCUCCAGCCAAAUCAGUCCUUACCGAAUGAUCAUCAUUGUUCGACUUGUAGUUCUUGGGUUUUUCUUCCAUUAUCGAGUCACACACCCCGUGCAUGAUGCAUUUGCAUUGUGGCUCAUAUCUGUUAUAUGUGAGAUUUGGUUUGCUGUUUCAUGGAUUCUUGAUCAAUUCCCAAAAUGGCUCCCUAUUGACAGAGAAACUUAUCUUGAUAGAUUGUCUCUGAGAUAUGAGAAGGAAGGCCAGCCUUCACAACUUUCUCCAGUUGACAUAUAUGUAAGUACCGUUGAUCCAUUAAAAGAGCCCCCUCUGGUGACUGCCAACACGGUUCUGUCCAUUCUUGCAGUGGACUACCCUGUUGACAAGGUUUCAUGUUAUGUUUCUGAUGAUGGUGCUGCGAUGCUGACAUUUGAGGCAUUGUCAGAAACAUCUGAAUUUGCAAAGAAAUGGGUCCCUUUCUGUAAGAAAUUUAGCAUUGAACCUCGGGCACCUGAGUUCUACUUUGCUCAAAAGAUAGAUUAUCUCAAAGAUAAGGUGCAGGCUUCAUUUGUUAAGGAACGAAGAGCAAUGAAGAGAGAGUAUGAAGAGUUUAAAGUUCGGAUCAAUGCUUUGGUUUCCAAGGCUCAAAAGGUCCCAGAAGAUGGAUGGACAAUGCAGGAUGGUACUCCAUGGCCUGGGAAUUUGGUUCGUGAUCACCCUGGAAUGAUUCAGGUUUUCCUUGGCCAAAGUGGAGGGCAUGACACUGAUGGAAAUGAAUUACCUCGUCUGGUAUAUGUUUCCAGAGAAAAGAGACCCGGAUUUAAUCACCACAAAAAGGCUGGAGCCAUGAAUGCUUUGGUCAGAGUCUCUGCUGUGCUAACAAAUGCACCUUAUCUUUUGAAUUUGGAUUGUGAUCACUACAUCAAUAACAGUAAGGCUAUUAGAGAAGCAAUGUGUUUCAUGAUGGAUCCAUUGCUUGGAAAGAGAGUGUGCUAUGUCCAGUUCCCACAGAGGUUUGAUGGUAUUGACAGGAAUGAUCGAUAUGCCAACCGGAACACCGUGUUCUUUGAUAUCAACAUGAAAGGUUUGGAUGGCAUUCAAGGACCUAUAUAUGUCGGAACGGGGUGUGUUUUCAGAAGGCAUGCGCUUUAUGGUUAUGAUGCUCCAAAAACAAAGAAACCACCAACGAGGACAUGCAACUGUUUGCCUAAGUGGUGCUCUGGAUGCUGUUCUGGAAGGAAAAAGAAGAAGACAAACAAACCUAAGUCUGAGUUAAAGAAGAGGAACUCCAGAGCACUUGCGCCUGUGGGUGCUUUGGAGGGUAUUGAAGAGGGCAUUGAAGGAAUUGAAAGUGAAAAUGUGGCCGUAACAUCUGAGCUGAAAUUGGAAAAGAAGUUUGGACAAUCUUCUGUGUUUGUAGCAUCUACCCUACUAGAGGAUUGUGGCACACUCAAAAGUGCCAGCCCCGCGUCUCUGCUCAAAGAAGCCAUCCAUGUCAUUAGCUGUGGCUACGAAGAUAAAACAGAAUGGGGCAAAGAGGUAGGGUGGAUUUACGGUUCAGUUACAGAGGAUAUAUUAACAGGCUUUAAAAUGCACUGUCAUGGAUGGAGAUCAAUAUACUGUAUUCCUUCUAGGCCAGCAUUUAAAGGUUCAGCACCUAUUAAUCUUUCUGAUCGUCUAAACCAGGUCCUUCGAUGGGCUCUUGGAUCUGUUGAGAUAUUUUUGAGCAGGCAUUGUCCUCUGUGGUAUGGAUAUGGAGGGGGUUUGAAGUGGUUGGAGCGUCUGUCUUAUAUAAAUGCUACUGUUUAUCCGUUGACAUCUAUUCCUCUACUGGCAUAUUGCACUCUUCCUGCAGUCUGCUUGCUUACUGGGAAAUUUAUCACUCCAGAGCUCAGCAAUGUUGCCAGCUUGUGGUUUUUGUCUCUUUUCAUUUGUAUUUUUGCAACCGGUAUACUGGAAAUGAGAUGGAGCGGGGUUGCUAUUGACGAAUGGUGGAGAAACGAACAAUUUUGGGUGAUUGGAGGGGUAUCAGCACAUCUAUUUGCACUGUUCCAAGGGCUUUUAAAGGUUCUAGCUGGAAUUGAUACAAACUUCACUGUGACGUCAAAAGGAGGAGAUGAUGAUGAGUUCUCAGAGCUGUAUGCAUUUAAGUGGACCACAUUACUCAUCCCACCAACAACAUUGCUGAUAAUAAACCUGGUUGGAGUCGUUGCUGGUGUCUCAAAUGCUAUAAAUAAUGGGUAUGAGUCAUGGGGACCUCUGUUUGGUAAGCUUUUCUUUGCAUUCUGGGUGAUAGUUCACCUUUAUCCUUUCCUCAAAGGUUUACUCGGCCGACAGAACAGAACUCCCACGAUCAUCAUUGUCUGGUCGAUUUUGCUUGCUUCCAUCUUCUCCCUUUUGUGGGUUCGAGUUGAUCCAUUCUUGGCCAAGUCAGACGGUCCCCUUUUGGAGGAAUGUGGAUUGGACUGUAAUUAA